Molecule: messenger RNA, 434 nt
Organism: Clarias gariepinus (North African catfish)
Lineage: Eukaryota; Metazoa; Chordata; Actinopteri; Siluriformes; Clariidae
Exons: 3
Coding region: 4-405 (133 amino acids)
Biological process (GO): vesicle-mediated transport
Cellular component (GO): membrane
Source: RefSeq, a predicted model, not a curated record
UAUAUGAGAAAACAAGGAAAUAAAUCACAGACAUUCAGGAUAAGAGCUGCAGCAGAACUUCAGAUCUCCUACAGAAGCCAACAGUCACAGAAGCACAAAACAACAGUUAUGGAGGAGAGAAAACCCCUGCUGCAGAAGCUUCAGCAGAACGUGGAUGAAGUUCGAGUCAUCAUGCAUAAUAACGUGAUCAUGACUGAAGCACGUGGGGAAAAUCUCGACGAACUGGACCAGAGAGCAGACCGGCUUCUCAGUUGUAGUAGACUUUUUGCCAGGACUGUGAGAAAUCCUACAGAAAAACAAGACCAGAACCCUCUUAUUGGGAAGAUCAUUUGCGCUGUAAUAUUAACAGCCACCAUUAUCACCCUCACCAUCGUCAUCAUUGGAUCGCGAAAGCACUGGUUCUGAUGAUCGUGAAACUACAAGUGUGAAACUGU